Messenger RNA from Phymastichus coffea, 958 nucleotides. RefSeq lists its product as uncharacterized. The record is from RefSeq and is a predicted model, not a curated record. NCBI's taxonomy places the organism in Eukaryota, Metazoa, Arthropoda, Insecta, Hymenoptera, Eulophidae. The transcript has 6 exons.
CAGAUCUCUGCAGGGGCUACCAAAUAUGCCUAAUAAAUGCAAGAUGGAAUUUCAUAACGAUCACUAUUUUGUUGAUAAUAUGGAUAUGUUGAGAUUCACGAGUCUUCAGCCUUAUCAAAAUAAGUUAGUACAAUUUAUCGUUCGCCCUAUUUUCACAGUGGUGAUCGUCGUUCCGUUAAUACCAUACGUAAUUGCUGCUUACGUGUAUCGAAACAACGUAGAGCUGCUGAUUCCGGGGAUAGGAACAUUCUUUUAUUUUGUCGCGAUGGCCUUCAAAUAUGGUUUAAAGUUCACCGAGGAAAAGUCGGAGUUUUCGUACAAUAAUAUAGCGUGUAACUGGAAAAUGUUCGAAAAUGAAGAGGAAAGGGAUAUCCUCCGAAAAUUGUUAACAAUCUUUUAUUUCAUUACAGCUGACGUGGUUGGAACUGUACAAGUGUUUGCUUGCUUACCGAUCAUUCCAGAUUUGAUCAAGAAGGUAUUCCCUUCAAACAACGUUACUGUGGACCGGAUGUCGAUCCUCGGCGAAGGAUAUUUAGUAGAUAAAUGGGAAUAUUACCAUUGCAUUUUCUUUUCUGAAGCUUGCGCUUCCUAUAUGACCGUACCAACAUACCUUACGGUGGAUCCUACUUACGCAGUGUGCGUUCAGCAAUGCGUAGGUUUGCUGCGAGUGAUCACUUUUAGUCGGACACUGGGGUCAUCAUAUUCCAUCAAUUUAUUAUUUGUUUUGAUGUAUUCUACAUCAACUACGCUUGUAUCAUCAGUAGGCGUGAGUGCGGAUUACGGUAGAGAUAUUCUUUUCGAUUUGCAACGACUAUUAUACAUUUUUAAAUUGAUUUCUUUCCUGGUAGGAUUAUUGAUUCACCUAUUUUAUUUGAGUUAAUAGGGCCAAAAACCAAUAGAUAGUGAUGACACCAUUUAUUUAUGUUGCAUAUGUAAAAGUACAUUUAACAUAAUUUAA